Molecule: messenger RNA, 1086 nt
Organism: Lemur catta (Ring-tailed lemur)
Lineage: Eukaryota; Metazoa; Chordata; Mammalia; Primates; Lemuridae
Product: olfactory receptor 10AD1
Exons: 1
Coding region: 86-1030 (314 amino acids)
Biological process (GO): G protein-coupled receptor signaling pathway
Cellular component (GO): membrane
Molecular function (GO): olfactory receptor activity; G protein-coupled receptor activity
Source: RefSeq, a predicted model, not a curated record
UUCUGGGCCCAAGUGAGGACCUCAUACUACCCUACAGCUAUCUCCAUUGUGCUUUUCCUGUCCUCCCUCCUCAAGCAGGUCCCAGAUGGCGAGCCUGAGGAACAGCAGCACAGUGAUAGAGUUUAUCCUUGUGGGUUUUGAGCACAGCUCCCCUUCCACUCGGGCAUUGCUCUUUGCCCUCUUCCUGGUCCUCUACAGCCUUGCCAUGGCCAUGAAUGGCCUCACCAUCUUCAUCACCUGGACAGACCCGAGGCUCAGCAGCCCCAUGUACUUCUUCCUUGGCCACCUAUCUCUCCUGGAUGUCUGCUUCAUCACCACCACCAUCCCGCAGAUGCUGAUCUACCUGGUGGUCAAGAACCACACUGUCUCCUUUGUCUCUUGCAUGGCCCAGAUGUACUUGGUCUUCUGCGUGGGUGUGGCUGAGUGCAUCCUCUUAGCUUUUAUGGCCUAUGACCGUUAUGUUGCUAUCUGCCACCCACUUAGCUAUGCCCAGAUCAUGAGCCAGAAGAUCUGUGUCAGACUGGUGGGUACUGCCUGGUUCUUUGGGCUCAUCAAUGGCAUCUUUCUUGAGUAUAUGUCAUUCCGGAAUCCUUUCUGCAGGGACAACCACAUAGAAAACUUCUUCUGUGAGGCCCCCAUAGUCAUCGCCCUCUCUUGUGGGGACCCUCAGUUUAGUCUGAGGAUGAUCUUUGCUGAUGCCAUCGUGGUGCUGCUCAGCCCCAUGGUGCUCAUUGUCACCUCCUAUGCCCGCAUCCUGGCCUCUAUCGUCGGGAAAGCCUCCUCCUCAGGUCGGGGGAAGACUUUCUCUACUUGUGCUUCCCACCUGACUGUGGUCAUCUUUUUCUACACUUCAGCUAUGUUCUCUUACAUGAAUCCCCGCAGCACACAUGGGCCUGACAAAGACAAGCCUUUCUCCCUCCUCUACACCAUCAUCACCCCCAUGUGCAAUCCCAUCAUCUACAGUUUCCGCAACAAGGAAAUGAAGGGGGCCAUGGCGAGGGCCCUUGGGAGAAGCAGCCUGACCAGGUAGAGUCUGUCUAGCAGGAAGGCCCCUGGAGGGGAAGCUCCCUCCCCUGGGCUGGGGUG